Molecule: messenger RNA, 728 nt
Organism: Gryllus bimaculatus (two-spotted cricket)
Lineage: Eukaryota; Metazoa; Arthropoda; Insecta; Orthoptera; Gryllidae
Source: the annotation of a GenBank genome assembly
CCGAUAGCGCAGGAAAGCGGAGCGCAGCGGCGCCGGCGCCCGCAUGGCGGUGCGCGCCUGAGGUUGCGCGCGCGCAGGUGCUCAGUCGACGCAAUGCGCUUCCUUUGGAACGGCCUGCGCCUGCUCGCGCUGCUCCACGCCGUCAUGCCCAGCGCGGGGCUCCCCAAGGGCCGCGGGCUGGCGCUGCUGGCCGCCAGCAAAUUGGGUGCCGCCCUCGACGGCUUCGGCAGCUUCGCCGGCACUAACAGCUUCCGCCUCUUUGGAAAGCUCCCCGAGAAGGCUGGAGGCGGCGGCGGGAGGCAGCCGGGAAGUCGAGGACCUGGAGCCGCCGCGGGAUCCGGACGAGCGGCCACCAUCGCCGCCUCCACCGCCACCAAAACCACGCCAGGCCACGCCCGCGCCGCCGCGAUCCGCGCGCGAGUGGUGGCAGCAGCAGCGGGACGCGUUCCUGCGGCGCCAUCGCCAGGCGGUGGAGGCGUUCAACGCCCAGCUGCGAUCGCGAGGCCGCGUGGCGCGAUCUCUUCCGGCAGCGGACUGAGCCCCAAGCUGAGUGCAGGGCCAAGAACGUACUUCUUGUGUGCGGUAGUUACCCUAAAAGCCCAUUCACAAACAUAAACAUAAGCAUGGCGUUAACAUAAAAGUUAGGAUUACGUCCAUAAGCGGACUCGUUCGCAUAAGCAUAACACGUAAGACGUGAACUUAAAAAGCUUGCAAGCUUCUGGGCUUAU